AGAUAUCACGCCGGGCAAAGUUCAAUGUAAAGAAAGUUAAUUCGAUUGAAAUUUAUAUAAUGAAGAAGCUCAUGGCUUAUCAUACUUCUUCACGAGAAAAUUUUCAUAUGCAUUAAGCGUAGAAAAUCUUAGAUAGAAGAACGGGAAAGGUUCAGGUUUUGAUAAAAAGAAAAAACAAUAUAUUAUCUCAAUUUUGUCCUCAACAGCUUCAGAAGCCUGGGUCUCUAAACAGUCGACUCCAAAAAGGACCUGUCUUUCAAGGUUGCUGCCUUACGGGUGGAGGUUUCUUCUUUGAAUUCAGAAUCUGCCCAUUUUCAAAGAACAAAUUUUUAAUCUCCAGAAACAGGUAAAUUCCUUCUCUAGUUAACUUAGUUCUAAUCCCCAUGUUUUACUUUCUCUGCAAAAGAAUUCUCCAUGGGAGACUCGCUGUUACAGCCUCUCAAAGUCACAAAGUUUUAUGCGUUUCCAAAAACGACCCAUCGUCCCUUUCAUCGUCACUUUUAGGAGUAUCUGCAUCUCUCACUCUCAGAUGCAUUUCAAGCUCUUCAAAGAAACAGUCAUUUACAGUUUCGUACCUUAAAAAGAAAUGUGGGUUGUCCUCGGAAUCUGCUUUAACUGCCGCCAAGUAUGUUCAGUUUAAAACCUCGGAUAGAGCUGAUACUGUCAUCGCCUUCUUCAAGAACCACGGUUUCUCAGAGCCCCAAAUCACCCGCUUAAUCAAGAGACGGCCAGUAGUGCUUGUAUCUGAUGUCGAGACAACCCUUUUACCUAAACUUGAGUUUUUUCGCUCUAAAGGUAUUUCAAGCCCUGACCUCGUCAAAAUCUUAUCUGAUAACCCAACUAUUUUGGGGUCAAGUUUAGAGAAACAAAUAAUCCCUUCUUUUAAUUGCCUAAGUAAUUUCCUGUCUGAAGAGAAGAUUAUCGAUGCUGUAAAACGCUAUCCACGCCUACUGUCUUAUGAUCUUAAUGCUGUUUUGUUACCCAAUAUCAAUCUUCUGCUGGAUAAUGGAGUGCCUGAAUGUAAUAUUGUUACAACACUUCAUUCAUUGCCUUCAACAUUAAUGAGAGGUCCAAUUCAGUUUAAGGAUAUGGUAGAUGGAGCAAAGGAUAUGGGGUUCAUCCCUUCUAGGCCAAUGUUUAUGGUAGCACUCUUUGCAAUGAGUUCAAUGAGCAAAUCAACUUGGAAGAAGAAGUUUGAAGUUUUUAAGAAGUUUGGUUGGUCUGAGAAAGAGGCUUUCGAGGCUUUUCGAAGGUAUCCCACGUUUGUUAGAGUGUCUGAGGAUAAAUUUAUGGCGGUAAUGGAUUUCCUUGUGAACAAAAUGGGUUUUCAAUCUUUGCUUAUUGCCAAACGUCCCCGUAUAUUGAUGAUGAGCUUGGAUAAAAAAAUUGUUCCAAGGGGUCUGUAUGCUCAAGAUCUGUUGUCCAAAGGUCUUAUAAGGCAUGUUAACUUGCAAGCUUUGUUGGAGACUUCGGAUGACUUAUUUGUUGAGAAAUUUGUGAACCGCUUUAAAGCAGAAGCCUCUGAGCUGUUAAAGCUAUAUCAAGAGAAGCUCAAUCAUUCAAAAAACUGGAAAAUUGGUUGAUAGAAGCUGCAGCAUUUAUAGAUAGUUUACAUUCAGAUUUUCCUCAUGUUACUUUGAUUGAGUUUGAUUCUUUAAUCUGAAAUGUGCUUGGUUUAGGUUAGAAUUGCAGCUCAUAGAAAUUUUUUGCUUUUAACUUUUCUGCCUUUAGUGAAGCUUGAAGUCGACCAUGUGCUCUGAUAAUUUGCUAUGCUAUUAUGUGUUAUCUUUGUCUCCAAAUGCAGAUGCGGGAAAAAUUUCUCAAGUUAUAAUUAUUGUUUGUCCUGAUAUCUGUACUCCUGUGGUUGCACCUUCUCCUGCCAUGUGUUAGCAAGGAGCAUAUUUAAGGAUUGGUUUAAUAUUUUGCUAUUCAGAAACCGUACCAUUAUCCUCCAGCCCCAACUGGUUAAGAAGCUCCAAGAAAAGCUUGUAAUCACAAGAAACCUAUACAUGAUAAUAUUGUGUUUUUCUG
Molecule: messenger RNA, 2031 nt
Organism: Theobroma cacao (cacao)
Lineage: Eukaryota; Viridiplantae; Streptophyta; Magnoliopsida; Malvales; Malvaceae
Biological process (GO): regulation of DNA-templated transcription
Molecular function (GO): double-stranded DNA binding
Source: RefSeq, a predicted model, not a curated record